Molecule: messenger RNA, 1111 nt
Organism: Cryphonectria parasitica EP155
Lineage: Eukaryota; Fungi; Ascomycota; Sordariomycetes; Diaporthales; Cryphonectriaceae
Product: Homocysteine S-methyltransferase
Exons: 2
Coding region: 56-1084 (342 amino acids)
Biological process (GO): S-methylmethionine cycle
Molecular function (GO): S-adenosylmethionine-homocysteine S-methyltransferase activity
Source: RefSeq, a predicted model, not a curated record
GAUCCAUUGACGACCACUGCGUAACCUUGGUAAACUGUGGCGCCUGUCCUCAGCAAUGGCAAAAGACACACCAAUCAUCUUUAUGGACGGAGGGCUCGGCACCUCUCUCGAAGAUAAAUAUGGUCUCAAAUUCUCUCACUCGACGACGCCGCUGUGGUCCUCUCACCCUCUCGUCAGCGACUCCCGCACGCUGCUCGCCUGCCAGCGAGACUUUGGUCAGGUCCCAGUCGACGUGAUCGAGACGGCAACUUACCAGGUCUCUGUACCUGGAUUUGCAGCCACAAGGACCGAGCAAUGGCCAGACGGCGUUGACCUCGCAAGCAUUCCAAAGUUUUUGAAGGAAGCAGUCGACAUUGCGGAGCAGGCCAGAGGAAAGCCGGAUGCAACGGUGGCAUUGAGUCUCGGCCCGUAUGGCUCGACCAUGAUUCCAGGACAGGAGUACAGCGGGUCUUACGACGAUGCGCACAAUGACGAGAAAAAGCUCUGCAGCUGGUGGGCCGAUCGACUAUCCCUCUUCUCAGGCGACGAGAUUGUAGGAAGAGUCUCGUAUGUCGCGUGCGAGACGCUGCCCAGGCUGGACGAGAUCAGUGCGGUCCGGAGAGCAAUAAGCAACUUCACAUCGAAACCUUGCUGGAUUGCCUGCGUGUUCCCGGGCGAAGGCGACCGGUUGCCUGAUGGAAGUAGCAUUGAUCAGAUGGUUGAGGCGAUGCUUGCCCCUGCCGAGUCCAAGGCCCAGCCAUGGGGCAUCGGCAUCAAUUGCACCAAGAUGCAUAAGCUCGAGGACCUGGUCGCCAAAUUCGAGGAUGCUGUCUCGAAGCUUAUCGAGACUGGUCGGGUUGCGGCGUGGCCAGCCCUUGUCCUCUAUCCAGAUGGCACCAAUGGCGAGGUUUAUAACACGACCACGCAGGAGUGGGAGGUUCCUGUUGGCCAAGAGCAAAAGCGGAUCCCAUGGGAGCAGCAACUUGGGCAGAUUGUGCUCGACACGGCUAAAAGGCAGAGAUGGAGCACUAUCCUUGUAGGUGGCUGCUGUAAGGCAAGUCAUAGUGACAUCAGGAGGCUUGUCGAUUAUAUUCGCAGCGCUUGAUAAUCGAAUUCAUACAUAUUCGCAUAC